GCCGUGUCGAUAUGAUAAACGUGUAACGGGGCUGGGACGACGUGGCAACGCACUUGUUCCAAUCUUCAUCGAACGAAUGGAAUCCGCGCCACCUGGCAGUUCAACUCUUGCCGCUCGUUGCGCCAUGGCCAUGACCGGGGAAGACACGCCGUUCCUGAUGAAAGGAGACGAAGGCUUCAACCUCAAGCGUGAAGUGCAGGAGCUCGUGUCGAUGGCCUUUCAGGUCAGCCUGGCGAGUCUUGUCCGCAUGGGCUUGACAGCGAUCGACAGCGCUUUCUUGGGCCACCUCGGCGUCCAGGCGUUGGCAGCGUCGUCGUUGGCGUCCGUGUGGAUGGCCGUUCCAUUAUAUGGGGUGUGGUCUGGCAUUGCCUGCAUUGUCACGUUGUGCGGUCAAGCCCUCGGUGCCCAGAAUUACAAGUUGGCAGGCAUUUGGCUCCAGUUUGGCGUCAUCAUUUGCUUCUUCCUGUCGGUGCUGGCAGCAGUGUACUACUGGAACAUUGGGAUCUUGCUGCGCAUGUCCACGUCGGACGAGCAAGUGAUCGAGCUCGGCAUUCGGUUUGCACGCAUUAUGACGUUGACGAUCUUUCCGAGUCUCACGUAUGCGUGCAUGCGUCUGUACUUUCAGUCCAUGACGAUUGUCCUUCCCACGACUCUCGUGGGCCUUGCGUCCGUUGGUGUCGCCAUCGGAGCCAACUACUUCCUCAUUUACGGCACGGCGACGUGGCCAGGAAUGGGCUUUGAUGGAUCGCCUUGGGCGACCGUGAUUGCGUGCGUCUUUCAGCCCACGGCGCUGUAUUUGUACUGCGUAGUUUGGAAGCAGUACCAUCUCCAGGCGUGGGGCGGGUGGAAGCUUGAGGAACUGACGUGGGAUCGAUUCUGCACGUUCUUGUCGCUGGGUGUCCCGAUGGCGUUUAACUCGCUCAUUACGAACGUCGCGAGUGCUGGCGUCGCAGUGAUCGCAGCCAAGUUGGGCCCUGACGUCGUUGCGGCGAAUGCAAUUGUGACGCAGUUCUGGACGAUCUUGUAUGCCUUCUUUUGGGGAUUUGGCUGUGCGACGCAGACCAAGGUGGCAUUCUACCUUGGCGCCGGGAAGCCCACAAGCGCCAAGGCCGUGACCAAGAUUGGCGCUGUCUGUACCAUCCUGAAUGCAGUCGUACUGGCCAUCGUGAUCCUGACCCUUCGCCAUCGCAUCUUUGUCGUGUACACCAACGACGACACGUUGCUUCAGUUGUCGGGCCUCGUCGUCCCGAUCUUUGUGUGGGCUUACUUCCUCGAGUCUCUCGAGAUGUUUAUGGCCGCCGUCUUGACCGGCAUGGGCGAAGUCCGCGUGAUUUUUUGGACGGCGCUGUUUGCAACGUGGUGUGUCCAGCUGCCCGUGUGCUACGUGGGGGCGUUUGUGUUUGACGCUGGGUUUCCAGCGCUGUGGAACGCCGUGUGCACGAUGGAGGCGUCGAAGUUGGUGAUUUUUGCAGUCGUCCUCUCCCGCGUCGACUGGGAUGCCGUGACGGAUCGUGCCAUCAAGGCAAGCGAGGCCAAGAGCAACAUCUCGGAUGAAGACGAAUUGAGACACCAGAACGAGGAACUGGUCGAGUUGUCGGACAUCUUUAACGGUCCGACCAUGGUUGGCACUCCGCGAACGCCUCUCGGGGCCAUCACCCCGUCGUCUGCUAGCGUACGGAAGCGCACGCUGUCGUUCGGGACCGUCCUGGGCACCGACAAGACCGGGCAUGUGUAGUGGCCGACGGGAUUGGGCUCUUGAAUCGUCGAAUGAUACAUCCUAUCGUCAUGUUUGUGGACUUUUGCGCUCUGGAACGCAUGAAUAAUUAACAACUUCGGUCGCAUCGACGACAAUUCGAAUUGAUAGUU
Messenger RNA from Aphanomyces invadans, 1866 nucleotides. RefSeq lists its product as hypothetical. Gene Ontology annotation, molecular function: antiporter activity; xenobiotic transmembrane transporter activity. NCBI's taxonomy places the organism in Eukaryota, Oomycota, Saprolegniomycetes, Saprolegniales, Verrucalvaceae. The transcript is spliced from 2 exons. Bases 77 to 1735 code for a protein of 552 amino acids. The record is from RefSeq and is a predicted model, not a curated record. Gene Ontology annotation, biological process: transmembrane transport. Gene Ontology annotation, cellular component: plasma membrane.